GCCAAGAAGGGUCAUGUGCAAAUUUUUACAUUGCGACGUGAAUAUGUUGACGUCGACACGCGUCACGCAAAGUGACACGAACCACUGAUUUCUUUGAGAUAUACUCAUGACAUUAAAACAUUCUUUGAAGUAUAUUUUAAAUUUAAUUUUUGGUCAAUUUUACAAAUUUUGUGGUCCACUGUGCAAUGCUAAAAAUUGAUUCAAAAUCUUGGACAGAAAGUGAAUUGAUUAAUCACAUUCAAACAAUUCAAAUAACUGUUCGGCCAACGUAAUUGAUCAAUGUGUGUCCGAGAUUUCAAACCGAUUUCUAACAUCAUGAACACAAGGCUUUAAAAGUCUUAUAUAAUCGUUUAUGAGUGUAUAUAGAUCAUUAUAUAUGUAUUUAUACAUAAAUAUAAAAAGAAAGGUGGGGUAAGACAGGGCAGUUUUGAGAAUAAAGUUUGGAGAAUGAAUAAAAGCUAGGUUUCUAUAAUUAACGAGUCAUUCCUAUUUUUAAAAUAGUCUUUGGACAUUUGUCUUUCAAUAUAUUUAUUAUUAAAUUAUAAUUUUAAAAUAUUAUAAACUUUAAUGAAAACCAAAGAGACACAUUUUUCCACAUCUUGCCUAACGUCUGAGUUAAUAUGUAGGAGCGAGGGGGAUAAAAUGACGACCUUAAGGUUUGUCGAUAUUUGCUAAUUUCUAUGGUAAUGUAAAAAUAACAAUCUAUUUUUGUUAUAUUCACUAAAACUUUGUUCAUUAUUUGUAAAAAUUAAAAGUUGUUAAACAAACUAAAAUUUUUUAAAAUUUAUGUUAUUUUAGGAUAUGUCAAUUUCGUUAUCUUGCCCCCAUAUGCGGGAAAGAUGACUUUUAAUACCAAAUAAAGUGAAAAACAGUCAAACUUAUACAGUUAAAAAUAUACUUUUAUGAAUAAAAUUGAUUUAUUACAAUAUAAUAAUCUUAUACUAUUUUGAUAUUAGAACGUAUUUGAAGAAAAAUUUAAAUAAAACAAAAAAUAUUUAUAUAAUCUGCAAAAAUAAAAUUAAUACAAUUGUGAUAUACACUACGAUACAUAUUGCGAUUAAAAUUACGUUAUAUAUCGUCAGAAUACGGUUAAAACCAAAAAAACUAAUACACAAAUGCAUUACCUUGCCUAUGCACAACUUUUGUCAUCUUACCCUUAUUUGCCGUGUUUAUUUGUUUAUGAAAUAUAAAAUAUUGCAAUAUAAAAAUUGAAAAAUAUAAAUAUAUUAAUGUGUACGUUUUUAGCUAUACAAUAUUGCAAUUUUGUAGAAAAAAUAAAAAUAUUUAUUAUAAUUAUGUUAUUCCUUAGGAACAAACACUAAAAAGUUCCAAUAGGUGCUCCAAAAACACAUUUUUGAAUAUAUUAUAGAUUUUCAUGAACAGAUUGAAAUCAAACCAUCACAGAAUAUCUGUUACCAUUGGAAGUCUCUAAUAAUUUAAACAUUAGUUUGUUAUUUAUUAUUAACUUGAAAAAAUUAACAAUUUGUCCUCUUAACCCCCACUCCCCGCCCUUUUCCAUAUAGUGUAUCAUCGCGAGUAUACCUGUGCUCUGUUAACUUAAUUUUUUCUUAUACGUUUUUUUGGUUCUUUUAUAAUUUUAUUUUGUACUUUUCUUUCUUCUCCAUUGUCUGUUUCCCCGUUGUUAUAUUUUCAGUAGACAUAAAAAAAUAGCAAAAAUUAUGAACUAUCUCAAUAACUAAAGUUGUCUACUUCGCUGAGUUGUCGGUCACUUUCAAUGACCGAUCAACCGCAACUGACACACAUGCUCCAUUGUGAUUUCUGCAUCCAAAAUGGGUGAUACAGAUGAUACCCCGUCUUACCUCUCUUUACUUUCUUGUCACACCUUUCCUAUAAAAAAAUUUAUGUACAGUUAUAUAAUAGAUUAUAUAUAUUUAUAUAUUUUUAUAUAAUUUUAUGUAAUUAAAUAUAUUUAUGUAUAUGACAAAUUUUUUACUGGCUGAUUACGCAGAUUUAGAAUGGGCGAUUGGUCUGCAUCGCUGUAUAUUGGAAAUUGUCGGUUUGUGGCCGCAACAAAACAAAGAUCAGUAUAAAGAAUUCUUUUCGAAGUUUCGAAAGCUGUUUAAUGCUACAGCCAUAAUUUACAUAUUAAUUAUACCGGGUUUAGCUCAAUUGAUUAAUGUAUGGGGUGAUAUGAUCCAAAUUAUAGAUAAUUUACAAUUCACAUUGACCUUUUUAGUAACAAUACUUAAAGUCUACAUUAUGUGGUACAAGAAAGGAGCUUUAUUACUAUUGAUUAACAAAAUUAUAAAAGACUGGACGCGAGUGAAAAUGGAUGAAGAGCGAAAUGUAAUGGUAAAAAAAGCUAAGAUCACUCGCUUAAUCUUACAAAUCGGAUUAUUUAUUACAAUUUCGGCAACGUUUAGUAGACCUGGCUCUAUAAUUUUUAAAGAAUACAUUUGGCAUGUAAACAAUCUUACUAAUCAUGAAAGAUCUUUACCGGUUCCUGCGCACUAUUGGUACGAUGUAACUAGCAGCCCAAAAUACGAACUGACAUAUUUGGCACAAACAAUCGGGUUAGUUACAUGCGCUAUUACUUAUGUUGGGGUCGACAACUUCCUUGGACUACUGAUCUUACAUGUAUGUGGUCAAAUGGAGAAUCUGCAUCUGCGAUUAUUGCAUCUGGGAAACGAUUCCGAUUUCAAAGCGGUUUUAAAAUACAACGUUAAAGACCACAUUUGCUUGAUCAGUUGCAGAUCUGUAAAAAUCAUUGAUGACACAUUCAAUUUAUUGCUGCUUGCCAUGAUAGGUUUUUUUUGCGUACUAUUCAGUCUUUUUGGAUUUCUAGUACUUACUGCUGUUAAUCAAGAUACUCAAUUAUCAUUCGCACAAAUGUCUUGGUACUUUUUGGCGAGUGGAACACUUUUAAUGCACACUUGUCUUUAUUGUGCGGUAGGCGAACAUCUCGUGAACAAAUGUGAAGAGGUACAUAGCGCUACGUAUGAAUGUGUAUGGUAUACUCUAGAGCCAAAAGCAACAAGAAACUUGGCAGUAAUUAUGGUCUGUGCAAAGAAACCACUCAAUAUCACAGCGGGAAAAAUGUUUCCAAUGACAAUGUCUACAUUCUGCAGCGUGAGUUUUGUGAUGCAUGUAAAAUAUGACAUUAUAUUAUACCAAAAUUAUGACAUAAAAACUCUUUUUUGAGAUUGUACAUAUUAUAAUUCUUAAUAUAUUUUUUUGAAACCGUCAGUAUUUUAUUGCUAAAAGAUUAAACAUUUCAGUUAAUAAAAACGUCGGCGGGUUAUCUAUCUAUGUUACUUGCCAUUCGAAAUUAAUGUUAAAAAGUUACAAAAUGAAUUGGUACGUCUCUUGUAUAAUAUAUGGUAUUAUAACGUAAUAUUAAUAAUAAAUGGUUUACAU
This is a messenger RNA of Solenopsis invicta (red fire ant), 3378 nucleotides long. Its product is annotated as odorant receptor 43a-like. Gene Ontology annotation, cellular component: plasma membrane. The record is from RefSeq and is a predicted model, not a curated record. The coding region runs from base 1933 to 3162 and encodes 409 amino acids. The transcript has 5 exons. Gene Ontology annotation, molecular function: odorant binding; olfactory receptor activity. Gene Ontology annotation, biological process: detection of chemical stimulus involved in sensory perception of smell; sensory perception of smell. Lineage: Eukaryota; Metazoa; Arthropoda; Insecta; Hymenoptera; Formicidae.